AACAAGGGAGGCGCUUGGCAGGAAAAGAGCCCCAAACCCUGCCGUGACCGCCUAAAACCCUAAUCACCGAACUCAAGGAGGUAGUCACCCUCGUUCUUCUUCCUCUCGACCUCCACUCCCAUACACUUCCAUGGAAGACGGCGAAGUAAUCCGCGAAGUAGACCUCGACCACGGUCUCUAUUCCCUAGACGUCGCGGGUGACCUGCCCGGAGAUGACGAGGAGUUUUCGGCUCAAGGAGAGGAGUUACAAGACGACGAGGACGUAAUUGGAGGGAAGGAGCCGAGGCAACCAGUUAACAGUUCAUACAGAGUUAAAAUUAUCGAGAUUCUGAAGAACUUGCACUCCCCGGAGAUAAAAAUUUACUCGGAAGCCUCCAAGGAGUUCAUCUGUUUGUUGAAGGGGGAAACGGGUGGAGGGAUCCUACGUGAGUACAUACAGUUGGCUCCCAAAUGCUUGGAGAUCAUGGAAGCUUGGAGGCUUCACCAAGGGAAGCCUGGGAUGUCACACAUAUUAUCGUUGGUUUCUGUGAUUCUCGACCACCCUGAUGGGAAGUCACUGGCUGAUCCAAUUGGUAGAAACCUUGAUAGCUUAGCCCGUUUGUUAGUUGAGACGAAAUUGAAUGACAUCUACAUCGAGCUGAGUAGUCAAGAUUCAAGGCGGCAGAGUGCGGCACUGAACCUUUUGGCUUCAGCAGUGAGGCGGAGUGGACGAUUAGCUUCUGAGGUUGCCAAAGUUUUCGACUUUAAGCUGCCAGUCCUUUCUAAGCUGUCAGGUAUACAGAAGAAGAAAGGGAGGGACGAGAGGCAUGGAUUCAGAGGAUCCACAAGAAGGGCAUUUGUUGGCUUUGCCAUGUCAUUUCUUGAGAUUGGUAACCCUAGAUUGUUGAGGUGGGUUCUACAGCAGAGGGAGUUGUACUCUGGGGUGCUUCGCGGUUUUGGAAGUGAUGACACUGAGACCAUCAUAUAUGUUCUUUCUACUUUGCGGAAUAAGGUGCUGGUUGAAGAUUCUCUCAUCCCACCGGCUCUUCGGAGUGUUUUAUUUGGCAGCACCACCUUAGAGCAGUUGAGCUACAUUUCAGGAAACCCAAUGGCAGGCCGUGCUGCUGACAUUGCACACGUGGUUCUGGUAAUGGUAUGCACAGAUCCUAGUAACGGCUUGAUGCCUAGUCUAACAUUGAAGGGGAACGAGAAGCGGCUGCUUGAUCUCAUGAAGAAAUUGAAGGCUACAGAGGUCGAUUAUCAUAGGGAGUUGUUGUUGGCCAUUGCCGACAAGAGGCCAUCUUUAUCUGCAGCUUACAUGGAUGAGUUCCCAUACCAUCUUGAACCCCGUUUAUCAUCUUCUUGGUUUACUGCCAUCUCCCUUGCAGCCGACAUAAUUUCCCGUGUAAAUACUGAAGCUGCUGUCAUGUCCUUUGCUUAUGGACCUGAAUAUGUGCCACCUAUGGGCAGUGAUGAAUUACAAAGUGUUUUUAGGAGCUUCAUACCCCGUGCUUGUAAUCGGUCAUUAGUGAAUAAGGGAUUGCUUCAUGCUGACAUUCUUGUUAAGCAUGGGUCUCUAAGACUUAUUCUGGAAUCACUCAAGUCACUUGGAAAUCUUAUCACAGCAAUAGAUAAUGCUACGAAAAGCAAAUUUUCCAGAAAAACAGUUGAUUCAUCUUGCAAAGAGAUAGCUGAGUUACAUGGUCUUCCAGGGAUCAGUUGCUUUGUUGGAGUUGAUGAGUUCAUAGGUGAUGGAGAUUUGUGCCAUAGUGAUGAGGAAGGAACUGAGAAAUGUGUUUCUCUGAGGCAGUACAUCCAGGAUGAGGCUAGAGGAGCACUACCAGAUCUUCAAGUUCUUCUCAAGUUACUAUCAUCACUGAGUUACAGACAUUCAGCAAAGCGUUUGAAAAGAACUGCUGUCACGCCUGAAGUUGCACGAAAGAGACUGAAAUCUGAUAUCACCGAGGAGAAUGUUGAUAUCAUUAUUAGCAGGAUGGAUUCUGAACCUACAAAUGUGCUUCCUAGCUAUCAAAAUGAAUCUAGAAAUGCAGUUAGCAUUCCUGAAUUGGAAGGGGACAAAGAUCGUAGAGCAAUAGUUGCUGAGAUAUGGGGGUUAAAUAAGCAGAAACCGAUUACAACUGAACCAGUGGACGAACAAGAUUUUUUUUACUCAAGGCUGCUUGAUGUCCUUGCACUCUACAUGCGAAUUUUGCCUAGUGCUUUUGAAGGCUCUUUUGACUUCUUCAGAAUUCUACCAAGUAAUGCCUUAAGUCUGCCUACUGAUCAGCAACAGUCUCUAUUAUCUCUGUUAGUUGAGUAUGUUGGUAAAUCUUCUGGAACUAGUGCUCGAGCCAGAGUGCCUGAUUUCAUGUACAGACACCUGCAGCCAUUGAUUCAUAUUUUUAUAUAUUCAUCGGGCACACGUAUCAGAGAUCAAGCUUAUGCAUUGGCAAAGGCAUCCCUUGUCAGCACUGGUGCCUUCGACCAGAACCUUUCGGAGAUUGAUGCCUGGUUAAUAUCUUUACCUGGUUAUAGCAGGUCAGUUUGGUCUAGGGAAAACCAAGGAACAGAAGCAAUUCAUAGCUUGUAUGCAGUUGUCAUCUCAUUUCUCUGUGAUGCUGUUUCAACAGUAGGAAAUAACUUAUACAAGCAUCUUGAUCAUAUGCACAAGCUUAUCUCCAGUUUAGAUGACUUUCAAGAUAAGUCUCCUGGUUUCAGCCCCCUCAUUAUUUGUAUCCUUCAGAAGUGCUUGAGGUUGCUUGAGUCGGAUUCUGCGACCUUCAAGUUAUAUGAGAGAUCUGCUAUUUCGUUGUAUGUGUCUAAUGCGUUAAACUUGAUUUUGCAGUCACAGGUAUACAUGAAAAUACUACCUGGUCUGAUAGAUUUGAUUUUAAAUGAAAAAUUUGUUGAUGAUUCAAAGAGCUCUCUUUGUGAAUGGAGGCCAUUGAAAAAUUUAUUGUAUUUUGCACAAAAUCUUCUGAAACAGCAGAGAUUUACUUUGUUACCCAUGAUGGAGAGUACCUCAGAAGGAAAAAACUCUUUCAUAUUGAUAUGUUCCAAGAUAAAGGAGUUUAUAGGUGGGACAAAUUUAGGCAAGCAAGAUGAAGUAGCCUUCGCAUUUUUAUCAUCAAUCAUAUGUGCAUCACUUGAGGAUGUCCUACGAAAUCUUCAUUUGCUGCUUACCAUUGCCCCACUGCAUUUUACUUCUUAUAUUCAAUUCCUGUCAUAUGUACUCUUUCUUGAACCAAGGUUUCUGGCUGAAGUUGUUAACUUGUGGCCAAAUAUGUUCCGCGCUUGUCUGGAAAAGAUUAGGAAUUCAGAUAGAAAUGACUGCAGAGGGAAUAGUGAUCAUUCACUUGAUCGAAAUGAUUUUAUGCAUCUCACUGAAAUAUCGUUAUUCUCAGACAGCCUAGUUACUGAAGAAUUGGUUGCUACUUCUUUAGGUUUAUUCCUGAGGCGUGCUCCUUUCUAUGCCCUAUUUUCUGCAUUUAUGUGCUCUGGCAGUUACAGGAGCUAUUCAACCAGAAUGAUGGAUAUAUUGCAUUCUCCUGAUAUUGUAGGUUUGCUAAAAAUUAAGGUAACCGAAGGCUCAACUGAUGACUUGGUUUUGUUUCUCAGAUGUGUACUCUUUUGGGCCCAUCAGAUUCGGUCAUCCUAUGAAGCUGAGCCAUCUGAUACUCUUGAAGAACUCUUUCAGAUAUGCUUCACUGUGGUAGAUUGCAUCUUUGAGCAGAUUUUGGUAGAUUUUGCAGGUCCCACUGGAUCUGUGACUGUAGAAAGAUCUUCAUCUACUAAAUAUGUUCAAGAUGUAAUAGAGCUCAUCCUUAACCACCCUCUUGUGGCACUGUCCGUUCAAUAUCCUAUAUGCUGUAGCAGAACCCUUGCAGUUGAUAAGUUGUAUGAUAGUACUGAUUCUCUUCUAACCUACUCAAAGCAAAAUUUUCACGACAUGGACUCUCUUGUAUUGCAGCUUUUAAUUAAGGUUUUUAAGGAAUUCUUGUAUGGGACGAUUGGGAGCCAUUGUUCAUCUCAAACCUAUGUUUUUGAUGAACGAGUUUUGAAGGUUGCCAGGAACUUGAUUCAGAAAACAGCUUUAUUGUUCAGGGAAAAGUUUGAUGCUUCUGUUGAGAGGAGAGAUUUCAGUACGGUUCUUCCUUACUUUUACAUCAUUCACUCGAUGAUGCAAUUUUUUUCUCCUUUUGAUCUUCUCGAACUUGCUCACUGGAUGUUCGGUAAAGUAGAAAUUGACUUUUCUGGUUGCAGUUCACUUCUUUCUGCUGUUCUUUUUUGUCUGCCUAUUGCUGAUGGUGCGUUGGAUUUAUUAUAUGGUUAUCUAAAAUGGAGUCACCAUACAUCAGAACUCUAUCACUUCUAUAGAAUAAGUAAUAGAAGUUUCAAUGUGACCAUUCUUCAGAAGGUUUAUUAUAGUAUUCUUGAUUUGGUUAUACGUUUUGAUAUAAAAAGUGCAAAUAGUUGUCUUUUAAAAGCUGUCAACUUUGUGUACAAUCAGAGGCAUCUAAAACCUCACACUACUUGUCUUCCAUUAUACAUGCUUUUUUCUGGGAUGGUCAUCCAUAGUCCAAUGAAGUUAGUACUAUGCUGCCUCAGUCUCACAAGCAAGAUCAAGGCAACAAUAUUGUCAUUACUUAUGGAAGUAAGCCCACUGCACAUGAGCGUCUUUGGACAGAUAUUCUUGGCUAUUUUUAACAAAGAUUCAUCUGAUUUUGAUGUUCUGAAUACAGAUGGUGCAUCGCCACUAAGAAAUGAGGUGGCCAUUAAGAACUUUAACUAUAGCCUUUCUGAGGAUGAUUUUGUGAUUCUUCUGCCUGCUGCUUUGUCAUAUGUCACUUCACACAGAAAGGAUCUUAAGUUUAUUGGAAGUAUACUGAUUUUCUAUUCUAAGAUUCUUUUGGAAAAUUUGUCAAACUGGAAAAGCUAUGUAUCUGGCAGUGUUUUCCAGGAAGAGUAUCAUGAACUUCCGGUGACAUCAUAUGUAGAUUUCCAUAAUUGUUUGAAGAAAUCUCUUCUUGGGAAAGCAGUCACUAUGUUGCACUAUUUUUUCGUUUUAAAUGGGGGUUCAGUUACAAAGAAGCAGCGUCUGAAAAUAUUUGAUUCUGUUUUUCCACAUUCGUUUGAACUACUUGAUCAUGAUAUCAAAAUACUAAAUUCUUGUUCUCAUCAGGAUUCCUUGAAACUCGUUAUUGAAAUUUAUGCUAAAAUAUCAUUUACGAGGUUAUUGUUAUCACCUGUGGAAAGUUUGACACAACGUUUGGAACCAGAAGAGUCCAAUGAGAUGACUCAGAAAAAGGAGUCCAAAAGAUUGAAUCGUGCGAAACUAAGGUUUAUAACCAUUUUGGUCAAUUCAUUGGACCAGAUAGUCAGGAUAUUUCCUUUUGAUGGUGAUAGAUCUUUCAGAUCUUGUUCUUCUGACAAUUACAGCAUUUUCAGAUUCCUAGAACAUUAUAUUUUGAACAACAUCAUUGAGUUAUCUAUUGAAAGUAAAGGUUGCCUUGACCAGUUGCCUUCUGUUCCUUUUCUGGAUCAUUUUAUUAGAUCUUGCCUUCUCCAUAGGUUUGAAGACCCUGCUACCCUAAAGGCAAUUCGCUGCUUUGUUGCUGCAUUACCGGAAACCAAGAGGACAUUUUCCUCAUCUGAAAUUCUUGGGCUGCUGCUUGGACACUCUCAGUUUGUGUCCACUAUUCUUUCUAGUGAUUCUUUUUCCAAUUCAUCUGCUUUAAUGGCUAAUGAAUCACUAUUGCAACCGCUCCCAAGUAUUCUGAAAUCACUUGAUAUCUCUUGUACUGAUCACAAAGCUUGUGAAUUCAGGGGCACUACAAACCCUCACUUAGAAGAAAGAAAGUUGGAAUUAAUUAAGUUGCUCAGAGUGUUAUAUCAUUACAAGAGUAGAGAGUACAAUGUGGGACAUGAAAACAUUGAUGGCAAGGAUUCAAGGGAAUUACUUGUUCUUCUUUUAUCUGCCUAUGGUGCAACUCUUAGUGAAACUGAUUUGGAGAUACUUCAUCUCAUGCAUGAGAUUGAGUCAAGUGAAGGAUCUGAAUAUGAUAAAAUUUCUGAAAUGGAUUACUUGUGGGGUCUGUCUAUCUUGAAAAUAAAAAAAGAAGUGACACUUGAUCAGCUAUCUUCUUCCUCCAUGACACCUGGUUGUGAAUCAUCUGAGGAUCUACGCAAAUUGCUAUUUAGGGAGAAUAUUCCAGUUGAUACAAAACAGUGCGUGACUACAGUUUUGCAUUUUUGUUACAAUCGAUCUUCAUUGACUGCCUCAAUGUCAUUGGAAAACCUUCUUCAUGAUAAAUUUGGUGAUACGAUAGAGCAAUCUUUAAAAGGUGACUUAGUUCUAGGGUAUGAUCCUGCUUUCAUAUUACGAUUCUCACUUCAUAGUCUUGUCAUGGACUUCAUUAAGCCUGUAGAGUUUGCUCAACUUGGCCUGCUUGCUAUUGCAUUUCUAAGCAUAUCUUCUCUGGAUGAAGAGUUGCGAAAAUUGGGCUAUGAAGUCCUUGGAAGAUUUAAAUUAGCUGUUGAGAACUGUCGGAGAAAUAAGGACUUGCUACAGCUUCAACUUCUUCUAACAUAUUUUCAAAAUGGGAUAACAGAACCAUGGGAGAGAGUACCUUCAGUUUUUGCUAUUUUUGCUGCAGAAGCUUCUUUCAUACUAUUGGACCCUAGGCAAAAUCAUUUCCUUACAAUAAACAAGCUGUUAAUGCAUUCGUCCAAUAUGAAUUUCAAGAGUGUUCCUUUGUUUCAUGCAUUCUUUGGAAGUACUUCCAUCCAUUUCAAAAUGGAGCGCACGUGGAUUCUUCAGCUUUUACAUGCAGGAAUAAAUUUAGAUGACGAUGCUAAAAUAUAUAGGAGCAACAAACUUAUGGAAUUCUUGCUAAGUUUUCAUGCCUCUUCAAUGUCAGAUUCUCAGUCGAGUUUUCUAGUUCUUCAGAUUGUGAAGAAAUCUGUAAAAGUUCCUAUUCUAGCUGACUAUUUAUUGAAGGAAUGUGGUUUGCUUUCAUGGCUAUUUUCUGUUCUAUCAUUUUUUGGUAAAAGACUGGGCAGAAAAGAGAAACAAUUUUCUCUAAGUGUCAUGGAGUUGGUUUUGAAGGUAGUGACUGAUGUGGUUUCUACAAGAUCUGUUUCUGAAUGGCUUCAAGAGUGUGCCUUUGAGCAACUGUCACAGCUUUCAUCCUAUUUACAUGUUUUAUUUGUCAACGAGCUCAAGGUGCUGAAGGAAAAUGUUUCAGUGGUAAACUUGUUCUUACAUGUGAUGAUAUCGACAAUCAGGUUAUCACACAAGAGGAUGAUAUAUCAACCACACUUCACCAUAUCAUUUGAAGGCUUAUUUCAGUUAUACCUAGCCAUCAAUGAUGAGUUCAGUAGCACACAUUGUGCGGUGACCAAUGAACUUGGAGUAAUGACCAUUCUUAUGUGCACUCCAGUGCCAGUCAAAUCUAAGUUGGAUAAGGCAAGAUUAGUGAAACUUGUUAGGUGGGCGAUUUCAGCUUCUUUGCAGUCAGAGUCUCAGAAGAAUUAUCUGUUUAAGCAAUCUUAUCCUCAUUUGCUUCUUGUACAUAAGGAACAACAAGAUAAUGAGUUGCUUAUGUCAAAGCUCAUGAGAUGGGUAACUGCUUCGGUCAUUCUGGGAAGUAUGUCAAAUAAAUAUUUGAAUAUAAAGACAGAGUUUAGCUUGAAGAGAUCAAGCUUUGCAACUCUGCAUUCUCUACUUGAAUUUAUUGUCAAAGAGAAGGGCAGUUUCAGAGAGGAAAAUUUUAGUGCUGAUGAGGCAAUAGCUGCCAUGUUACUGUACCUUCAACAAAUUAUGAGGAGCUCUAUCAAUCUUCCUUCAGUAAUUUUUGCAUUAUGUUUGUUACUUCUUUCAGAUGGAUCUAGUACAACUGGUACGGAUUUUUUGGAUGAGAAUCAUAUUCAGAUUUCACAGCUAUGCUCAAAGAUCCGUUGCCCUGUGGAGACUAAUCCUGCUUGGAGAUGGUCAUUUGAUCAACCAUGGAGAGAUGCUACAUCGGAGCCAACGGAGAUUAAUCAGAUGGAAGAAGAGCAGGCUUGUCGCAGCCUUCUCGUCAUAUUUUCCACCGCUCUUGCCGGGAAGCAAUCUGGAUUCCCGGUUCUCUCCUACCUCGACCUUGAGACGUCUGGCUUGUUUGAGUGGGAACGAUGUAUUUAUCACAACAAAAAGUGGAACCAAGAAGCAGUUUUGUAGGACUUGGUGAGGUUUCACUGCACCUCGAGUUAUUGUAGCUUCUCAUUUAUUUUAGGGUUUUUUUUUUCCCUUCAUUCAAUGCUAGAAUGUGUUGUAUAUCUCAUUAUAUAAUAAUCUUAAUUCAUAAAAGAGUUUGAAAGAUUGAGAGCUGA
Molecule: messenger RNA, 8352 nt
Organism: Musa acuminata AAA Group (dessert banana)
Lineage: Eukaryota; Viridiplantae; Streptophyta; Magnoliopsida; Zingiberales; Musaceae
Exons: 14
Coding region: 131-8200 (2689 amino acids)
Biological process (GO): maturation of LSU-rRNA from tricistronic rRNA transcript (SSU-rRNA, 5.8S rRNA, LSU-rRNA); maturation of 5.8S rRNA from tricistronic rRNA transcript (SSU-rRNA, 5.8S rRNA, LSU-rRNA)
Cellular component (GO): nucleolus
Source: RefSeq, a predicted model, not a curated record